AUGGCAUUAAAACAAACUAUGACAACAACAACAUUAGAGCUUAUCCCUAUCGAAUUAUUCUACGAAAUAUUUACUUAUUUUCAACUUCAUGAAGUAUUCAAUAUUUUUUCUAAUCUUAAUUCACGAUUUGCUGCUAUCAUCAAUAACAUGCCAAUUAUACCAGUUUAUUUGGGUUCUAACGGAAUAAAUAUACCAGUCACCGAAUUUUAUUACGCACAUUUGUCACAACUAAACAUAUCCUGUCGUCUUAUUACAUUAUGUGUCUCAGAUAGAUUAGCUAUUGAUAAUGGAAUCUGGUUAGCUGAACAUGUUUCUACAUUCAUCAAUCUCCGUCAUCUAUCUUUAAUUGACAUAAAACGUUCUUCUUUUGAAUUGACUCUCAACUCAUUGUCACCCAUUAAAUCUCUCAUCAUGUUUAGUCUACGCUUUUCAACUGAUAGUCGUGCUGCUUAUACGUUUUCAGGUGCGCCUGAAAGUGCAUAUUAUGACCGAAUUUUUCAUUUAUUUCCUUCAUUACGUGUAUGUCAUCUGUUUUUUCGGCGAUAUAUACAUUCUACUUUAGACGGUCAAUUCGUUCUACCAUUUGGUAGAGCAUUUAUGCCUAUUCAAGUCAAACUUUUAAAUUUACAAUCACUCGCACUUUUUUGUUCACCGGGAUUUCUUGAAUAUUUAUUUGAAUAUCUUCCACAAUUGGAACAACUCAGCUAUACACAGACUGCCCCUUGGCUACCUCGAGAACAUCCACUAAGAUAUAAUAGUGAAAUCACACCUAUUAAUAAACGUCUUGCUCCAAAUCUACGCCGUCUAAAAAUAAAAUGGUUUAAUUCCAUUAUUCAACUGAAAUCAAUUAAUAAAUUAUUUGAACGUGAUGUUUUAUUUUCAUUAACAAACUUUAGAUUAUAUGCAAAAAUAGCUGGUCCUCGUGUGCUUCACAAUUUAGUAUCGAUGCUUUCCAAUCAAUGUUUAUAUUCGUUUGAUGUUAAGUGGUUUGUGAGAAUUGGAAUGUCAGUACCGAAUACAGACAAAAUCUUAUCCGACACGUGUCAAAAUCUCAAAGGAUCAGUAUCAAUAGAACUAGAACUAUCUUUAAAAGAAAACGUGUAUUCGAUUCGAGCUGCAACAAUACCAAGAAUGGAUAAAUCUUUACGUGUCUAUUCUUAUCUAGAUAAAAAUACUGUGUAUGGACGAAAUCAGUGGUCAUAUAAUAGAUGUGUCUUCAACAGCCAAUUAUUUCGCUGCAAUGCGAUUAUUAUGAAUGAGGAUUAUCGAAUCAACGAUAAGUUUCUUUCUUUGUUGCCGCCUGUCGUUCUUUGGCAUCAAGUUACAUCGCUUAGUAUUCCUCACCCAUUCAAUUCAACUCAUCUUCACCUUCUCUUUUCGCAAACAACUAAUCUACGUAUUUUAGAACUACAUUACAGACGAGAAUUUGAGUAUAAAGUUGAUUCGAAAAGGAAAACUUUAAUUCAUCUCUUCAAUGAUACUUCUUUGUGUAAUAUGCUCAUGUCAAAUGGUUUAAGGCAACUUAAUCUUUUUCCUGCUUUCGAUCAAACAAAUUUGAUAAAAAUUGGCAAUUUAAUCGUCAAACGACUAUCUAGUUUACAAGUCAUAAAAUUAGAGAGUGUUAAUGUUAAACUCAUUGAAAUGUCUCACAUUCUUAUCAACGGACUCGAGAAAUUAUCUUUCCUUACUAUUAUUGGUGCUGAUAAUUAUGGUGAAAUUUAUGAUCAAGGUUUGCGUGAUUUGCAGAAUUCAAAUACUCGUUCUUUUCGAACUGAAGUUCCUAAGACGAUAGAUGAAAAUACACUUUUUGUGUGGUUAUAA
This is a messenger RNA of Rotaria socialis, 1821 nucleotides long. NCBI's taxonomy places the organism in Eukaryota, Metazoa, Rotifera, Eurotatoria, Philodinida, Philodinidae. The record is from the annotation of a GenBank genome assembly.